Blumeria graminis f. sp. triticale is the source of this 690-nucleotide messenger RNA. Lineage: Eukaryota; Fungi; Ascomycota; Leotiomycetes; Helotiales; Erysiphaceae. The record is from the annotation of a GenBank genome assembly.
AUGAACAUUUAUCACAGUAUGAAACCACUUCUUACAUCUAGGUCUCUUCCUAGACUGUACACGCUUAUCUCGCCACGUAUUUUUGGCUCAAAAUUUUAUUCAGAAAUAGCCAGUUGUAAAAAAACGAGGGAUCCUAUUACUAUCAAGAAUGAUAACGGAAGGAUACCUUGGAAGGAACUAUCAUUGAAAGAGAGAGUAGCUAGAAGUUCUAAGCAAACAUUCAACUUUAGCAUUAUUGUCCUUGGUGCAACAUUGAGCGCUGCGGUUUCUUACAUCUUGUAUACAGAGGUCUUUUCUCCUGAUAGUCCGACUAGCCAUUUUAACCAGGCCUUUGGCCGAGUCAUCAACGACCCUCGAUGUAUUAAACUCUUGGGCGAGCCUGGAGAAAUCUCUGCUUAUGGUGAAAAAAUUCAUAAUUCAAGGCGAAGAUCACAGCCAUUUGUAUCUACCUUGAGAACCGAUGAACACAGAGUCAAUCACCUUCUCUUCCACUUUACUGUUAAGGGUCCAAAAGCAAGUGGAAUUGUCUAUGUACACAUGAUAAAACGGCCUUCCGAGAAAAAAUUCGACUACAAAUAUUUGGCACUUGAUGUUGCGGGUAAAAAUAGAAUUUAUCUCGAAGAUUCAGACGAGAAGCUAAAAGGUCCGGCGACCAAGGUCUUUAAGCUAUUCGGAGUAACUUGGCGCUGA